Messenger RNA from Solenopsis invicta (red fire ant), 1147 nucleotides. RefSeq lists its product as uncharacterized. The transcript is spliced from 3 exons. The record is from RefSeq and is a predicted model, not a curated record. NCBI's taxonomy places the organism in Eukaryota, Metazoa, Arthropoda, Insecta, Hymenoptera, Formicidae. The coding region runs from base 524 to 1147 and encodes 207 amino acids.
AUUGAAUUAACAGAAAGUUGAAGAAUAUAAACAAAAAGUUAUAAAAUUUUGGAAAUCAGGAAAAAAACAUAAAUUAAAAUUUGCAACAGUUCAAGCAAGAUUUAAACGUGUUUCAUCAAAGCAACAAUUGUAUACAUGGGAAAAAGAAAUUUCAGAAGGUGAAAAUACUAAAGAAAAAUUAAAAAAACUAUCAGAAUAUGUAUUAUCUCAAUUUGAAGAUGCUUUACAAAAAUGUUUACCAAUUCAUGAUUUAGAUAUUCGCAGAUGGGCUUUGAAUGCUAGAAAUCAAUUGCAAUUAUCGGAAGAUUUUUUUAAAGCAUCUGAUAAAUGGAUUCAUAAUUUUAAACAGAAGCAUCAUAUUGUUUCUAGAAAAAUUAAUAAAUUUAUAACGCAGAAAAGUUUAACAAAUAUUAAUAAAUUAAAAACAGAGGCUAGCAAUUUUGUAGAAAAAGUAAAAACAGAACUUUUACUAAUUGGAGCAGAAAAUGUUUUUAAUUCUGAUCAAUCAGGUUUUAAUUUAGAAAUGCACACAGGACGUACUUUAUCUUUUCGAGGAAAACAAAAAAUUGAAACAUUAACACAAUCGAUAAGUUCUAUGACUCAUAGUUAUACAAUUCAGCCAAUCAUAUCAGCAAGUGGUUCUCUUUUAUCACCGCUAUUAAUUAUUUUACAGGAAAAAGAUGGAAAAUUUGGACCUCAAGUAGAACAAAAUCUUUUUAGAGCUGAUAAUGUUGUCGCAUUACCUUCAAACUCUGAUUCAUGGAGUGGCCAAAAUUCGAAACAAUUAGAAACAAUGGACACAUUAUCCAAAAAUAUAAAAAUUUUAACAAUUCCUGCUGGGACGACCGGAAUGAUUCAACCUCUCGAUGUCUUAGGUUUCAGAAUCUGGAAAAAUUAUAUUAAACAUUUCUCUGACAUGAUUCUUUUAUAUAACUACGAUGUAAACUUACAUUUGCGAAACAAUAUUAUUAAACUCCAGUCACUUAUUCAUAAUCAAUUUUCUUCUCCUCGGUUUAUAAAUUUAUUUAAAUAUUCGUGGUACAAAAACAGAUAUUUACAGGAAAAACCACCUAAAUUUGAUAAUCCCCACCCAAAGAAAUUCGGCAGAAAACUGUGUUGUUUGCCCCGCAAACCGAGAUAUUAUUGA